UGUCCAAAGUACCCACACCUGUCAGGCGCUGCACGAAGAACACACUGUCUAGACCCUUCUCCGUUUCCUUUGUUUCCGAACGAAGAAAUCUCCCUUUCUAUCUGCGUAAUCAUUUCACUUUCCUCGGAAUUGCACUAUAUCACACUGUUUGAACUGGCUUCUCUGUGCCAUUAAGGAAAAAAAGGUAUUUUAGCGCAUUUUAGCGUAGCGACGUUGGUUUCCUCGGAAGGGGUCGAGGAAUAUAUUCUUCUGGCUCUGAAUUGGGUUUGCAAGCAAUCCAAACGCUUCCUGAUCCGGUUUCAGAUCGCCAUCUGUCUGUGUAACGGACUUUUGUAGUUUGAGUACGGAGGAAAUACUCUUUUUCUGGACGAUAUUUAAAAUAUAAAUGGCUACACUUGGAGAUAUUGGAGUUUCGGCAGCUAUCAACAUUCUCUCCGCAUUCAUCUUCUUUGUGGUAUUUGCCAUUUUAAGGCUUCAACCUUUCAAUGAUAGAGUGUACUUCCCUAAGUGGUAUCUUAAGCGUCUAAGAACAGACCCAACAGCGUCAGGAGCAGUAAGCAAGUUUGUCAAUCUGGACUAUAGAUCAUAUUUAAGGUUUCUGAAUUGGAUGCCAGAUGCACUGAGAAUGCCAGAACCUGAACUCAUUGACCAUGCUGGAUUGGAUUCUGCUGUUUACUUGCGUAUAUACUUGAUAGGAGUCAAGAUCUUUGUUCCUAUAGCCUUCCUUGUGUGGGCUAUCUUAGUGCCAGUGAACUUUACAAAUAGCACUUUAGAGCUAGCCAGCAAGAUAGCUAAUGUAACUUCUAGUGACAUUGACAAGUUCUCCAUUUCAAAUGUCCCACUUGGAUCACAAAGGUUUUGGGGCCAUGUACUGGUGGCUUAUGCCAUUACAUUCUGGGCAUGCUAUGUGUUGCUAAAGGAGUAUGAGAAAGUUGCCUUUAUGCGGUUGCAGUUUCUUGCAUCAGAAAAACGCCUUCCCAAUCAAUUUACGGUCCUUGUCAGAAAUGUUCCGCCUGACCCUGAUGAAUCCGUGAGUGAGCUUGUGGAGCACUUUUUUUUAGUCAACCAUCCAAAUCACUAUCUUACUCAUCAGGUUGUAUACAAUGCAAACAAGCUCGCCAAAUUGGUCAAGAAGAAGAAAAAAAUGCAGAACUGGCUUGUUUACUACAAUAAUAAAUAUUCUAGAGAUCCCUCUAAGAGGCCCUUCAUGAAGACUGGUUUUCUUGGGCUUUGGGGAAAUAGAGUGGAUGCAAUUGACCAUCACAAGUCUGAAAUUGCGAAACUUUCAAAAGAAAUAGCAGCAGAGGGGGAAAAAGUUACAAAUGAUCCAAAGUCUAUAAUGCCUGCAGCAUUUGUUUCUUUCAAAACUCGAUGGGGUGCUGCUGUUUGUGCCCAAACGCAACAAUCCAGAGAUCCAACUAUUUGGUUAACAGACUGGGCCCCAGAGCCACGUGAUGUGUAUUGGGAAAACCUGGCUAUUCCAUAUGUUUCCCUUACAGUUAGAAAGCUAAUUAUAGGUGUUGCAUUCUUCUUCUUGACCUUCUUUUUCAUGAUCCCCAUUGCAUUUGUACAAUCUCUAGCAAGUCUCGAGGGAAUUGAGAAAGCAGCACCAUUCUUGAAGCCUGUUGUUGAAAAGAAGUUCAUUAAAUCAGUCAUCCAAGGUUUUCUACCUGGGAUUGUGUUGAAGUUAUUCCUGAUUUUUCUGCCAACAAUAUUGAUGAUAAUGUCUAAAUUUGAAGGAUUUAUCUCCCUAUCAUCUCUUGAAAGGAGAUCGGCCUCUAGAUAUUAUCUUUUCAAUUUUGUAAAUGUAUUCCUCGGGAGCAUAAUUACUGGAAGUGCAUUCGAACAGCUAGAUUCAUUUAUUCAUCAAUCAGCAAGCGAGAUACCUAAAACAAUUGGUGUGGCGAUUCCAAUGAAAGCAACUUUCUUCAUAACUUAUAUUAUGGUUGAUGGAUGGGCUGGUAUAGCUGGGGAAAUUUUAAUGUUGAAACCUCUUAUUAUUUACCACUUGAAGAAUUUCUUCCUGGUGAAGACAGAAAAGGACAGGGAGGAGGCAAUGGAUCCAGGAAGUCUUGGUUUCAACACAGGAGAACCUCGUAUACAAUUUUAUUUUUUGCUGGGCUUUGUGUACGCUACAGUGACACCUGCUAUACUUCCUUUCAUAAUCAUUUUCUUUGGCCUUGCCUAUGUUGUGUUCCGUCAUCAGAUUAUAAAUGUUUAUAACCAAGAGUAUGAGAGUGCGGCAGCAUUUUGGCCUGAUGUCCAUGGGCGCAUUUUAACUGCAUUGGUGAUUUCACAAGUGCUUCUUCUGGGAUUGUUGAGCACAAAAGAAGCUUCCCAUUCAACACCGUUUCUUAUUGCACUUCCAGUUCUAACCAUAUGGUUCCAUAUGUUCUGCAAAGGCCGUUAUGAACCGGCAUUUGUUAAAUAUCCCUUACAGGAAGCUAUGAUGAAAGACACUUUAGAACGUGCAAGGGAACCCAGCAUAAACUUGAAAGGCUAUCUUCAAAGUUCAUACAUACAUCCAGUUUUUAAAGACUGUAAAGAUGAUGAAGAUGAGGAAGAAAAUGGCGAAAACUGGGAGAAUGUGAGUGUAAUUGUGCCCACAAAACGCCAGUCCCGAAGGAAUACACCAGUACCCAGCAGAGUUAGUGGUGCAUCCACCCCCUCCCUGCCUGAUGCUAUUCAAGAACACCCAAAGCCCUAAAAAGAUGGCAUUGUAAAUUAAAGAACACGACCAGUGUAUACAGACAAACAAAAGUGGUCACAACCACCUUUAGGAAUUCAAGCAAGCAAUCUCUUGUUUUUCUUGCAGUUGGUGGCAAGCAUGUGAUGACUCAGAUUACAGGCUGUAAAUUGAAAAAUCCUCUUGACCCUCUAUCAAACAA
Molecule: messenger RNA, 2888 nt
Organism: Juglans microcarpa x Juglans regia
Lineage: Eukaryota; Viridiplantae; Streptophyta; Magnoliopsida; Fagales; Juglandaceae
Product: calcium permeable stress-gated cation channel 1-like
Exons: 12
Coding region: 386-2707 (773 amino acids)
Cellular component (GO): plasma membrane
Molecular function (GO): calcium-activated cation channel activity
Source: RefSeq, a predicted model, not a curated record